This is a messenger RNA of Sciurus carolinensis (gray squirrel), 1056 nucleotides long. Its product is annotated as polyadenylate-binding protein 2-like. The record is from RefSeq and is a predicted model, not a curated record. Lineage: Eukaryota; Metazoa; Chordata; Mammalia; Rodentia; Sciuridae. Gene Ontology annotation, molecular function: RNA binding.
AUGGUUGGGACGGGUGGGGAAGCAGUGCCCGGAUUCGAAUUUCUCAAUUUGAGUCCUGAUACUGCUGGGCCUCUCAGUUUCCCCGAGAGCCACGGGCUAUGGUUCCUGUUGGGACCUGAGAAAAUAGUCCGUCCUCUCAUGAAGGUGUGUAGGGGCUCCGGGCCGGGGCGGCGCCAUCUUGUGCCUGGGUCUGGUGGGGAGGCGGGGAGGGGGCCCCGGGGGCGCAGGGGACUACGGAACGGCCUGGAGUCUGAGGAACUGGAGCCUGGGGAGCUGCUGCUGGAGCCCGAGCCGGAGCACGAGCCCGAGCCCGAGCCCGAGCCCGAGCCCGAGCCCGAAGAGGAGCCGCCCUGGCCCCGCGCCCCCCCACCCCACCCCGGAGCUCCGGGUCCUGGGCCUGGUUCGGGAGCCCCCGGCAGCCAGGAGGAGGAGGAAGAACCGGGACUGGUCGAGGGUGACCCGGGGGACGGCGCCAUUGAGGACCCGGAUCUUGAAGCUAUCAAAGCUCGAGUCAGGGAGAUGGAGGAAGAAGCUCAGAAACUAAAGGAACUACAAAACGAGGUAGAGAAGCAAAUGAAUAUGAGUCCACCUCCAGGCAAUGCUGGCCCAGUGAUCAUGUCUAUUGAAGAGAAGAUGGAGGCUGAUGCACGUUCCAUCUCUGUUGGCAAUGUGGACUAUGGUGCAACAGCAGAAGAGUUGGAAGCUCACUUUCAUGGCUGUGGUUCAGUCAAUCGUGUUACCAUACUCUGUGACAAAUUUAGUGGCCAUCCCAAAGGGUUUGCAUAUAUAGAGUUCUCAGACAAAGAGUCAGUGAGGACUUCCCUGGCCUUAGAUGAGACCUUAUUUAGAGGAAGACAAAUCAAGGUGAUCCCAAAACGAACAAACAGACCAGGCAUCAGCACAACAGACCGGGGUUUCCCACGUGCCCGCUACCGUGCUGGGACUACCAAUUACAACAGUUCCCACUCUCGAUUCUACAGUGGUUUUAACAGCAGGCCCCGGGGUCGCGUCUACAGGGGCUGGGCUGGAGUGACAUCUUGGUAUUCCCCUUACUGA